Molecule: messenger RNA, 1485 nt
Organism: Pseudo-nitzschia multistriata
Lineage: Eukaryota; Bacillariophyta; Bacillariophyceae; Bacillariales; Bacillariaceae
Source: the annotation of a GenBank genome assembly
UGAGAGUGUAAAACCUUGAACGGUUGGAUGCGAUUCGUGUCUCUUCUCGGCAGUCACGUCAAGGAAAGAAAACCCGAAGAAUUUUGAAAAGAAUUAGGAAUGUUUCAGCCGUCAUCAUGGCAAUCAAUGUCAACAUAAAUAUUGGUCUCGCUCAAUACAAGCAUGAUGGGGAUGAUGGCACAGAGAGCCUUCGUAAUUCCAAACCGCCUCUUGGUACAAACAGGACUCGCAGUUUCUUUCCUGUUUCUGCUAGCAAAUACGGCAAUUCACGGGAAACCGAGACACUCGGCUAUAGACAAAUAUGUUGCGUAUUCGGAGGUUUUUCCAUCCUUGAAGGAUGUGGCAACGAUGGCAAAUCUCUCGCACUUGGUCUAUAAAUUUAAGUCCGAGCGGAACUUUACUUGCGCCGAUUUCUACCCAUCCGUAGAAAAUAACACCGAGCACUUAACGUGCGAACUGUACAUACACGAAUAUUUCUUGGGAACCCAAGUGCUGAUGUUGUCGAACAAUAAAGAAAAAUACAUUGCCAUUGUCUUUGCAGGAACUGAUGAUAUAAUGACAAUGAUCGAGGACACAAAUAUAUUGACAAAACCAUUCGGCAAUAAUUCCACUGUCCAUUUGACCCCAAAGGCGAAUCAGCUCAAAGAACGCGCCAAGGUCCAUUCUGGAUUCAACAACGCAGUUUUCACUCACGAUAUUUGGGAACGUAUUUAUGCCAAAACAAAAUACCUAAUGCACUUACAUCCAACAUAUCGAUUAUGGACUACCGGUCACUCUUUGGGAGGGGCUAAUGCGAUUUUGACUGCAACCGCCUUUGCCUCAUUGAAUCGUAAUCGAAGAGUUCUGAGCGUUAGUUUUGGUUGUCCACAGACCGGGAAUUAUUACUGGAGAGAAUAUUUUAACGAUACGUCGCCCCUCUCCAAUAACCUGGGAAUCUGGCGCGUGGUUCUGGGAUGGGACUUGGUUCCAAGACUUCCGGAGUUCUUUCAUCGUAAGUAUUUGAUUAUCUGCCACACGAGCUUUUCCUUUGACCUACUGUUUCGCCGUUGAAACAAAGUGCACCGUUGUAUUCGUCACUUUGUUGAACGGCAUCAUUCUCAGUAUUUUUGUUUCGUUUUACAUGAAUGUCAAACUCUUCGCAGAUGUCGGUCAUACGAUACAAAUUGAUGUCAAGACAGGCGAAUCCAAGGCCUACUACGAACACUAUGGCAACGUCGAACGAGGAUACGCAGGAGUACCGAAUGGUUGGUAUGCCAAGAGCCAUGCAUGGCUGCCUUCCGCGCUCAGUUUUCAUCGCAUGACAAAGUAUGUUGAAAACAUAGCCAAACUAGAGCCAGCAUCAUGGGCCAAACACUUUUACCCGGUUCAUUCUAAUGUGUAUGAUGACGACGACGACGAUAUCAACCCCCUCGACGACUGGCCUGGACAGGACGAAACUCAAUUCAUAGAUACAUAUUAAAAGUGUAGAGGUGUUAAUGAUAAUGG